Messenger RNA from Colletotrichum chrysophilum, 897 nucleotides. RefSeq lists its product as uncharacterized. NCBI's taxonomy places the organism in Eukaryota, Fungi, Ascomycota, Sordariomycetes, Glomerellales, Glomerellaceae. The record is from RefSeq and is a predicted model, not a curated record. The transcript is spliced from 2 exons. The coding region runs from base 1 to 897 and encodes 298 amino acids.
AUGGAAUACGUCGUGAUCCAGAUAUCGUGGCUCAGGGUCUCUCUCGAAGGCAUCGCUGGGGAUGGCUUGGCCAAACGCAUUGCCGACGUGUUGUUGAACGCAUCCUCUGCGCCGUUGUCGCUGUCAAUCCCCAAGACGGCUGUGGAGAAGGCGAGAGACGUUCGCGGGCACAGCAACUCCUUGAGGGCCAAGGAGGCGCAGUGGUUGACUGACAUCCACAGGGUCGCCAAGCGGCUGAUCCGCGAGAUCGACACGUUCCCGGCCGCCGAGAUCUCAGAGACUGACAGCGGCAGCAGGGUGGAGUAUGCGAUCGAAGCAAUUCAGCGCGGCUUCAGGCACCUCCUGCGUCGGGAGCAUCCUUUACCCAAACCGUUAGCGACCGCCCAGCGCCGCGUCACGAUGUUCAACAGCAUGCUCGUCAAGGCGGCGGAUCAGCAGCGAGAUCUCAUCGAGACGACAAACGGCUGGGACGUGCUCAGAGACCUGGGAGACGUCAAGGCGGCCUCCUGCGGCGUGUGGACCUUGGCGACUGAAGCGCUUCUUGCGCCCUGGUCGCCCGAUGCCGCGGGGCCGCUGGGUAACCGCCCCGAUGCCGCCGCUGAAGCAGCAGCGGCGGCAGAGGACCAUGCGGGUGAAGGCGGCAGCGCGGCUUCACAGCAUCGCGAGUCGCUGGAGGACCUUUCGCGUGUCAGCAACCUCGGUUGCCGCAACGCGAGACUGGUCACCCAGAAGUGGAAGGCAGGCGAGCUGCGCGCGCGCGAGCGCCUGCAGCGGCUAGAGCAGGAGCGCCACGAGGUGGAUGAUCUCAUGACGCUCAUUGCGGAGCGGGCAUCUCCAGCCGAGAUCGAGGCCCGGCUGCGGGUUCUGCUUGUCAAGUCGACGGAGUUUUGGUUGUAA